This is a messenger RNA of Bipolaris sorokiniana ND90Pr, 1218 nucleotides long. RefSeq lists its product as uncharacterized. NCBI's taxonomy places the organism in Eukaryota, Fungi, Ascomycota, Dothideomycetes, Pleosporales, Pleosporaceae. Gene Ontology annotation, molecular function: DNA-binding transcription activator activity, RNA polymerase II-specific; zinc ion binding. The record is from RefSeq and is a predicted model, not a curated record. The coding region runs from base 1 to 1218 and encodes 405 amino acids. Gene Ontology annotation, biological process: regulation of transcription by RNA polymerase II. The transcript has 2 exons.
AUGACAGAGAAUCGCGUCGCAAAGCGCAAGACGCACACAAAGUCCCGGAAGGGAUGCUUCCAGUGCAAGCAACGCCACACAAAAUGCAACGAAGCCCGACCACGCUGCGCAAACUGCGUUCGCUUGGACAUUUAUUGUACAUUCCCAACCAUACCAGAGAGCUACACCUCAUCUCCCCAGCACAGCCCUGGCGUCAGCUCAUCCUGCAGGGACCAUGGUCUUCCCGAGAGCCCUGAUGCAUCUCAUAGCCACACCGGUUCUGAUAUGCCCCUUGCCGACCUCCGAUUACUGCAUCACUGGAUCAAGUCAUGUGCCAAGUCACUGCAUCCUAACCCUUCCCUACGGAGCAAUGCUUGGCAGACUGAGUUUGUGGAACUGGGCUUCCAAUUUCCCUUCCUCCUGCGUGGCUUCCUAGCACUGUCUGCAGUCCACCAAGCAUACCUGUUUGCACCCAACGAGCGACAGGCCUUGUUGCUCCAGGCAGACUCCCAUAUCAGUCGAGCAUUGGACACGUAUAGGAAAAAUCUGGAAAAUCCAGACGUGAAGCUAGUCUUGCCCAUGUUCAUGCUGUCUUCUAUACUCUUCACGUACAACUUCGGCUCGGCACAGCUUCAGCAGCCCGAAGACCCUAUUGCCGCACUUCAUCACUGCUUCAUGCUGCUGCAAGGCAUCAAGGUUGUCGUCAUGCCCCAUUGGCAUCAAAUCAAAGACAGCGCCUUCGUUGCCUACAUGGCUGACACGCCUUCUGAAGACCUUUUGAAGGGUCUGGAUAAUCUGGCGAGCCAGGAUAACCCCCAGGAAAUCAUGCGCUUGAAGGAGCUUACCGAAUUGCUACUAGACAGCCAGGACAAGGAGGCUUGUACAUGUGCCAUUGACGAACUUCACACCACAUGGCUCCGUUUCCGGCACCUGCCUAGAGACCGCGAUGAGUACUCUCUGCUAUUCUACUGGCCCGCCCUGUUGGAAAGUCGUUUCCUCGAACUCCUCGCUGCCCAUAACCCCGUGACAUGCAUCAUCACCACCCACUUCGUGGCCAUGUUGGCUCAAAGUCGCCCAGUGUGGUGGGUUGGCAAAUGGCCCCAGUGGUUACUCGCAGCCUCAGAACAGUUGUUGGCAGCAACCCCCGAUCUCCUCAAAUGGCUAGAGUGGCCCCGGGAAAUAAUUCGUCCACAGGUUUGGAGCAUAACUACCACACUAUGCGGUCCACAAGUUACUUGA